This is a messenger RNA of Paecilomyces variotii, 2249 nucleotides long. RefSeq names its product putative zinc finger protein. The coding region runs from base 50 to 2248 and encodes 732 amino acids. Gene Ontology annotation, cellular component: chromatin. The record is from RefSeq and is a predicted model, not a curated record. Gene Ontology annotation, biological process: regulation of transcription by RNA polymerase II; DNA-templated transcription. The transcript is spliced from 4 exons. NCBI's taxonomy places the organism in Eukaryota, Fungi, Ascomycota, Eurotiomycetes, Eurotiales, Thermoascaceae. Gene Ontology annotation, molecular function: zinc ion binding; DNA-binding transcription factor activity, RNA polymerase II-specific; RNA polymerase II cis-regulatory region sequence-specific DNA binding.
CGUCCGUAAAACAAAGAUAUACCAUACCCCGAAAACCCAGUCGAUCUAGAUGCCAAAGGAGUAUGUCUGCCCGGAGUCUGGUUGUGGGAAAUCGUUCCUUCGAUCCUCACACCUAUCCCGACAUCGUCUGAAUCACCGGCCUACUGAGAUAUUCCAGUGUUCAUCAUGCCCAAAGAAAUUCGUCAGAAGAGAUCUUUUCAAAAGACAUGAACAGCGCCAUGAGGCGGGUAUGUGGUGUAGAAAUUGUGGGGGCUAUCAUAGCUCGAGACAAACGUGCGAUGACCCCCAGAGACAUCAGACCAGCCAAAUACCAGAGUCCAUGUCAAUGGACAGCGUGGAAGAUGCGAACUUGAGGGGUACUCCGAGUGAUCCUCAAUCUGAUCCCGACAACACAGGUUAUGGGGAUACCGACAAUGCCGGUGAUGAAGCUAGUGAUAAGGAUGACCAUCAUAUCAGUGAUCGCCAGCCAAACUACGAUAUAGGAGACUCUAUUCCUGAAGAGCAAGUGAGGUGGUUGUUCUACGAUCCUUGUACCAACAUUCAUGCUCCAUGCGUGGAUUUUGAGUCUCUGUUCGAGAACACCUCAGCAGACUCCAAUUCCGUUGCCAACGGGAAUUCUGUCUCACUGUCACCGCAAAGCAGUAUAUCCGGAGAGGAUAUCUCAGCACCUUCCUUUGCCGUACAACCUCCUCACGUUGACUUACCAGCCUCACCUAACUCUUCAACAUCGUCGUCAUGGAUCACCGUACGAAAAAAUCUUCUAGUGGCGUUGAACACUCUGACUCCAGAUAUCCUGACAUCGUCUUUUUUCUACCCACUAAAUCUAUGUCAUUUCUACGACCUUUAUUUUCUCAACUAUCAUCCGCAUUUUCCUAUACUACAUCCGUCUACCUUGGAUCCGGCGACCGCACCUCCUUUGCUGAUUGCGGCCAUUGUAACUUUGGGCUCGACCUUAUCAGAUGAUGACGAGCAUUUUCGAACGUCGAUAAAUAUCCAUGACUCUUUACGCUACAUGGUCUUUAACACUCGAGAUUUUGGACCCCCUGCAUCGCUCUGGUGUCUUCAGACGCUGCUCCUAAUCCAAACACAUGAGAUGAUGUUUUCGACAAGGAAACACCAUCAACUUUCUCAUGUAUUCCACGGAGCUCUAAUCACGCUUAUGAAGCAAGGAGUGACAUACUCGCCAUUGCAGACUCGGUCUUGUAGUGGCGAUAUUACCACCCAGGAACAAUCGUGGCAUUGGUGGAUUGAAGCACAAUCUUCGUACAGGACUGCAUUCUUUGGUUUUGUCAUGGAUGCACAGCAUAGCUUUAUGUUUGGACGCAGUUGCGUCUUAUCUGUCCACGACGUGCAGCUGCUAUUGCCUUGUGCAGAUAGCCUCUGGGAGUGUAAAAGUGCCCAGGAAUGGCAUCGGGCCAUGCAGAAGACGCCAAAAUCACCUGGUUUCCUUCCGGUUCUGAAGGGACUCUUGGGAGGCACCCCGAUCCAUAGCAACUGCAGCCCUUAUGCACGGCUGAUCCUCUUACAUGGAUUGUUCAGCGUAGCAGAUCACCUCAAGGCCAGGGAGUUGGCUGCGCUAGGAGUCGGGCAACACUCGUUGGAGAGUUCGGCCCGCCUGGGCCCCAUUGACACACGGAAAGAUACUUUAAAGAAAGCACUGGACACUUGGUCGUUCUCGCUUGUCUCCCGGAGCUCGUCCUUAGCCCUCGAAGCGUCGAAACCGUUGUAUCACAUGGCUUACGUGGCUAUUUUCACCAAUAUGGCAGACAUUCACAUCCUAGCAGGGGCCCCAUCACUAUCAGGCAGUCUGCUGUCGGACAGCGAACGGUUUCAAGCGAUUGGGCGCCUACUGUCCUGGAGCCUGAAGCAGGAGUCAAAGAAGGCUAUUUAUCACUGCCUGCUACUCAUUCAAGAACUCAUGUUUACAGGACAACAAUACCGUGCCAGGACAGAUAACAUCCCUUUGCGUCCGUGGUCUUUGUACCAAGCCACGCUAGUUCUUUGGGUGUAUGGAUUUAUGGUACACGACAGGGGAUUAUGGCAGAAGAGGCGAUCAUCAUGCAGCGCAGAAGAGUAUCUGGUCCAUAUGAUUAUGCUUCUUCGUGAUAAUUCGGACGAGAUUAGGAAGGUGACAUGGCAGACCCGAGAGCUGAUACGAGCCGUCCAGGCCAGUCUAGAAGGAUGCCGAUGGGAACUACUACGGGAAGCUCAUGGAACACUUGGCAAGCUUAUUGAAAAGGAAGCGUGAG